AGGGAAAUAAUUCAACGAUCUUUUUCUUUCCUGAUAUUAAAGUAGAUGUCAUUUCUUUGCUUAAGCUGAUAAUGAUUUGUUUCUGUUAUAUACUGGCUUACCAUUUACUGAAAACUAGCUCUGUGCUAGCUUUACAUCCAUAGACAUGAUGAGGCGAUGCAGGCUCAGAGAGCUCAACCACCCGUCCCAAGAGCACACAGCCAGUGAGGGUGCAUUUCUAGGAAACCUAGAAUUGGAACUCGGCCCCAAACACCUUUCUCUUUCAACAGUCCACAAGGUGCUCGAUUAUCUUGCUACUUUUUUGGCUAUGUCAACAUUUUUCUUAAAAAAUUCACCCUUGUUCUUCAAAGAAUGUAUUGUUUAGCGUUUUUCCGGGUUCAGUAAAUGUAAACAAGCCUGAGGCAAUGCUGAAUGAAAUGCUGAGUGUUUAUUUUUGAUCCACAUCUAUAUUUUUGAAGAGCCCUCUACAAGAGCCCAAAAGAGCCUUCAAAAUGAGUCUAGACUCACACAACCUAACUACUCAGCCAGCCACCUGCUCCAGAAUCGGGGGCGGGCGGCGGGUCUGUACUUUCGCUGCGGCUGUUAUCUGAAGAAUACGGCUUCCAGCCUUCCAGCUUUCCCAGGUGCGCGGCCCAAGAGAGAACUUGCGCCGCUCGCGCGCAGGCGCGAGGUGGCGGCGUCGCUCUGCAGCUCUGCUUUGCCGCUUGACGUUCCGGUGUUCCCGAGUGGUUGUCUUUUGGGUUCUCCCUCUCGGCCCGCACUCAGGGUCGCCGGUUCUCCUCCUCCUCCAGGCCCUCCCCAGCCCCUGCCCAGGCCCAGCCCGGCGUUGCCCCUAACCUCUGACCCCGCGCUGCACAAUGCCCGAGCAAAGUCCCCGGGGGUGUGAACCCCGGCGUUCCUGCCUCUGGGCGGGGACGGGCGGCGUUCGUGCGGGGAGUCGAGGAGGCAAACGCGCAGCCGGCCCAGUCCGCCGGUUCCGGCCCCGCGAGUACUUCGCGAGCGACCAGCGCAAGCCCCUGCGCCCCUGCCGCCAGGCCCUGCCGCUGCUCCCCUCCCAGGCCGCCGCCGCCGCCGCAGCAGCCAUGGCGGAAGUUCAUAGACGUCAGCAUGCCCGGGUUAAAGGAGAAGCCCCCGCGAAAUCCUCCACACACAGACAUGAGGAGGAGCUGGGGAUGGCGUCGGCCGAAACGCUGACCGUGUUCCUAAAGCUGCUGGCUGCUGGCUUUUACGGCGUGAGCUCCUUCCUCAUCGUGGUGGUCAACAAGAGCGUGCUCACCAAUUACAGAUUUCCCUCUUCGCUAUGUGUUGGACUUGGCCAGAUGGUGGCUACAGUAGCAGUUCUCUGGGUGGGAAAGGCGCUCAGAGUAGUCAAGUUUCCUGACCUUGACAGCAAUGUACCUCGGAAGACGUUUCCACUACCUCUACUAUAUUUUGGGAACCAAAUCACGGGACUGUUCAGCACAAAGAAACUGAACUUGCCAAUGUUUACAGUUCUGAGAAGGUUCUCCAUCCUGUUUACAAUGUUCGCUGAAGGAAUUUUACUCAAGAAGACUUUUUCUUGGGGUAUUAAGAUGACUGUAUUUGCAAUGAUUAUUGGAGCCUUUGUAGCUGCCAGCUCUGACUUGGCAUUUGAUCUGGAAGGAUAUGUUUUUAUUCUGAUAAAUGAUGUCCUGACAGCAGCAAAUGGCGCAUAUGUAAAACAAAAAUUAGAUUCGAAGGAGCUGGGAAAAUAUGGCCUGCUCUAUUACAAUGCACUGUUCAUGAUUCUACCCACCCUGGCCAUUGCGUAUUUUACAGGAGAUGCACAAAAGGCAGUGGAUUUUGAAGGUUGGGCUGACACCCUCUUUCUUCUGCAGUUCACUCUCUCUUGUGUGAUGGGGUUUAUCUUGAUGUAUGCCACAGUACUCUGCACUCAGUAUAAUUCUGCUCUUACAACUACAAUAGUUGGGUGUAUUAAGAAUAUAUUAAUAACUUAUAUUGGAAUGGUCUUUGGUGGAGAUUAUAUUUUCACAUGGACAAACUUCAUUGGCUUAAAUAUCAGCAUUGCUGGGAGCCUGGUGUAUUCCUACAUCACUUUCUCUGAAGAGCAGCUGAGCAAACAGUCGGAGGCCAGUAGUAAACUGGACAUUAAGGGGAAAGGAGCAGUAUGACCAGAGGAUUGCUUUGACGACGUAGGCCCAAGGUUUUGAUCAACUCUGAACACUGGCGAUUCUUAUACAGAUACUGAGGUGUCCUGAUUAUGGAGAAAAUACCAUUCCUUUGCACUUACACAAUCUGAUGAUUGAUUGCUGCCUUUUAAAAUUUUAUGAAACUUAUAAUUGACUCUUAAAUAUGCCAUUUGAAUUAAUUUAUAUGAGACUGGAAAAUGCACCGGGCUUUUUAAUUUAUUUUUCUUCUGUGCCAACAGUUGAAACAUCAGUGUUUUGAAAAUAUUUUAUUCCAUAGUUUGAUUUCCAGGUGACCCUGAGAGCUGCAUAUAUAAAGUCCUCCAACUGGAGCCCCUUCGUUCAAGUCGUUGCUGCGUCUUGAGGCAGUUUUAGCCUGCCUUCUACUGGAAAUGCAGCCGAGUGUCUGAAAUUUCUCUUCUUUGAAUUAUAUUUCUUAAUGAUUGCAUUUUUUUCAUAAAGAUAUAUUACUGCAUUUGCCAAAGAUGACAGCUUUGGCACUAAAAAAAUAUGUGGGGCUUUGAAGUGUAUUGCUUUCCAUGUUGGCUUUCUUGAAGAUUCAUCGGAUGAGCAGAGCGCAGUCCUUGAAAAUAUGCUGUUCCCUCUUUCUUAUGUAGGAUGGGGAUAAUGAAGGGAUGGAGGAAGUAGGCAUUUUACUCAUUUUUUCAUCUAUCUGAUUUAUUCAUUCAACUAAAAUGUAUUGAGUAUGUAAUAUGUGCCAGGCAUUGCACUAAGUGCUGGUGAGGCAGAGAUGUUUAGGGAAGUAAUUGAAUGAUCUUACUUCUUCUAUAGUGCCAAAGGGUGUGACAGAGAAUUUAGCUCUGUUGAUACAUUCAGAGGACGUUGUGAGUAUGAACAAGUCACAGAACUUAAUUUUUAGUUCUCAGAAACUGCAAAUCUAUAUAUAGGGUUAGGAGCACCUGCCCUACCCAUCCCACAACAGUAUGAAACCGCAUGCUAAAAUGUGAGAUCAGGUGCUGCAUAUUGAAGAGCUACAUUUUGUAAACCAGGCAGCUCAGUCCUUCUCUUGUGAAAAUGGCAGGUAGGCAAGGUGACUAACUAGCUAUUUCUCUAUUCUUCUCUUCUGGGUUUAGUUCCUACUCUUUUUACUUUUCUUUGAAUCAAUAUGAGUAGCUCUUAACAUUUCUGAAUACACCGCUUUGAGGGGAAAGCUUGGUUAGAUAUUUCUCUGUAUUGUCAAGGCUUAGUCUUUCUCUGGCAGUGUCAGUGUGAGAGCCAUCACCUUCCUUUCUCCUUAAAUGGCAUGAGCGUACCUCUCACCUACAUCCCAUGUCCCCUGGAUCACUUAAUGAGCAUACCAGCUUCUCUCAAGACCAGUGCUGCAUCCUGGCAGAGCAGCUGUGAAUGGGCAUUGUCUGAAUUGCCCUUUGAGUGGGGCGAAGUAUUAACUCAAAGUCCUGUGACCUGGCUCAGAGACAUCCAUUGACUUUGGGGAUGAGUAUUUGCUCAGGCCAGUUGUGCAGUGAGCUUACAAGAGGCUGGGUACCUUUGCCCUGGUGCACACACUACCUUCAGUUUCAUUGGGUUUAGAAUCCACCAGGCUCCAUUGACCUAAACAGUUAGUAUUUUGGUGCCUCAACAGGCGACCUGGUAGGUUUUGAUUUUAUUUUUGAAGAAUUAUAUUGAAGUCAUUUUCAUAUUUAUGUUUUUCCUUUAUUUUGGUUUGUCUUUAAUAAAGCCUUACCAGUGGUGCCGGGUCUCUAAAAUUAGCCUCAUGGCCAACUUCUAAGUUAUAAGCUCCAUGUAAGAGGUCCUAAGGCUCACUUUUUUCCAGUAUCAUUUAAUCUGAGAAAAAAAACAGUGGGAGAAUAGGACAUUACUUUGUGUAAAAUAGCUCUUAUUAUUCCUGUUUUAUCAGAGAAAACAAGAUUCAAAGGAAGUAGGAGAUUUGCUAAUAAGUGAAAAUUUAUGUUUUUUCCAUUGAACCAUGCUGCCAUCCUCUGAGGGUGUGAGGAAACAGGGAUGCUAGCUGAGUUAGCUGGAACUCUUUCAAGGAGGCAAAUGGUUGAUUGAAUUUGGAGUCAGAGGAAUAGGCUUUGCAAAUCAGGGGGAGUAAUGGGUCACUCUAUAUACCAGAGUUUUUAUCUAACUUCCAGGCUGGCCUCAGUUGAUAUGCACUUCUGACUGUGACUGUUGUCUGCCACUGCCUACUUUUACCUGGAUACAGUGGAAAAGCAUUGUGAGAGCUAAUUUUAGCAGUUUUGUUCCUUCUGUUAGCUACACGAAGGAAGGAACUCUAUCAUGAGAAAUAAUUUGCAUUGUAGAAUUUCUUGUCAUGAAAGGCCUUUGGAUGUGUUUAGAGGUAUUGAGCUAGAACUUUACCAGGUGUUGAACUGCAUCUUGGAGGUCAGGUUCCCCUGAAGAUCUGUCAUCUCUCCAGGUUUAUUUGAGAAAAUUACGUGUAGUUAUUGUUUCAUUACAUGCACAUGACCUCAGGGCCCCUAGCCUGUGCUGAGCUUUCUGACUGACCAGAAACAAAAGAACAACUUAGAGCCUCUGCUCUGUCCAUGUACUGAUUCCUAGAUGCCCCCUUCAACUGCCACCAACAUUUAAAGGUAAGAGAAAGCAGCCUGGGGAAGUUGGAGAUUGAAUAAACUGGCAGUCACUUUUGGAAUUUGUUUCAAUUAUGUGCAGGCUUGGUUAUGGUACACUAGAGAUUUACCUGGUACUCUAACAUCGCCCAGAAUGUCUGGAUUUUUACCCCAAGGUUGAUAUCUUAAGGUAAAAAAAAUUCUUUAACCUAUUACUUACCUCCUAGGGAGAAAAAAAAAGGCAGUAUAGAAUUAAACCCUUAAUUUAUCCUAUGAAACAGAUGAGCUAUAAUGAGAAUUCUGAAAGCCAAUUUUUGUGACUAUUGGCUCUUCUUUUUGAGUUAAUGACAAUGAAGUCCUCUUUGGCCAGUCUGCUUUUAGUCAGUGCCAGACUGAUUCGAAUAACUCAGAUUGUCCAGGCUUUACAUCGUUGACAUGUCAAGUGAUUUUUAAUUACCUUAUAUGGCUGUUGACUUUAUGAGUUAGUCAUUUGUAGAAUCCAACUUGCACUUGGGGUAAAAAAAAAGUGCUUUUACAAGUUUUCCAUAGUCUUAUUGUAUCAAGAAUCCACGAGAAGUUCGGGUCAGUAAAGUUGAUAUAAGAUCUUCAUGGAAAGAAUGGUAGAGUUUCACAUUUGACUAGUUUGGAAUAGUAGCUAGAAUUUUGGACCUAUCUUUGCUCUUGUUAUAAUGGCGUCAUUCAAUGAGCAAAGAUUUACUGAGCAUCUAUAAAAUUAUACUUAGAGACUGGAAUUGUUUUGCCAGUAUUCUAUUUAAUACAUGCACUGCGGAAUUAUAAUAAUUUCAUAAGCCAAUAGUAUACAGGAUGAUGUCUCUUCAUAAGCCAAUAGCAAAAUAACAUACUCCAGAGCAAUGAUAGAUUAAUUACACUAUUUUUCCAUGCAAGGAAAACCGAAAAAAAAAAAGUCAUUUAGUUGAGGUGUACCUUUUCUACCAGGUUGGCUCUCGGGAAAGACAACUUAACCAACAGAGAGCUGACUUCCAGCUGCCAGCACAAAAAAAGACAACAAAACAAACAAAAAUCCCUUGUUGCUAGAGCAUACUGCUAGGGAACCAGGUCCUGGUGUUGGUGGGCAAGACAUUCUCGUCUGAGGGGUGCUGCAGGCCUUCAUCUCUGCUGGUAAAAGAGCUGCUGUUACCAUGGCAGGAGCUAAUGCCCCAGAGGUCUUCAGAGAACUGUUUAGAUCAACAACGGGUUGCCUCGCCCAGACAAACACUCUCCAAUAGACCUCAUAAACUCUCCUCACAAUCACUUAGACUGCCAUAGUUGCUCCUUCAGAUGUUCUUUUUAUCAGUAAACCCCCAGGGGUACCCCUCAGCAGAUGAGCUGCUGAGUGCUCAUCAAGGACUACAGAUAAGAUGAUGAUGUCAUGACAUAUCUUACAUCACUUUUAUAUCAAAGUAACUUUACUCUUACAACCUCAUUUUUUGUCAUAAACAAGUGGAUUUGAAACUCUAUCAAACCAAUACACAGCACGAAGCUCUGAGGAAGCUGGGAUGCAUAAGACAUGAUUCUUGCUGUAAGUAACACAUAAUUAGCCAGAUCCUGAGAGGAAGAAGCAGAUGAAAGGAAUCAGUGAUUUGUGAGUUGCCUGCAGUUAUCAGUAUCACUGAUUAGGGGCACCCCACCCAAUGAGCUGAAGCAUUUUUUAGAUAACCUAAGAGGACUUUUAUAACUCAUACUAGUCUUUUAGCUGUGAGAUGUGCCAGACUGCUAGAAUUCCGUGAAUACCCUGAGUCGCUCCUCCCUCUACUGCACAAAUUCUUGCUUCCCCAUACCUUUGUAUAAUUGGUUCUUCCUUAUCAAUAAAGGUGUAAUUGAUUUUUCAUCAUCGAGGAAAAACUAAUCAGAAUAAAUGAGACAGUGGACAUGAAACUACUUAGCACAAUGCCUGGUACAUAUUAGGCACUUGGCAGAUUUUGUUAUUCUCAUUAUUUUAUGAUGAGACUGUAGGCAAAACAAGAUUCUUAAUUUGUGCUCCUUAAAUGCUAGAGGCCUGGGCAAUGUACGUGUUUCUUGAAAAAUGUGACCUUGUAUUUUGCUUCCAGAAUGCUUAAAUAACGGUUUCUAUUCAUGGUUUUUUGUUUUUUGUUUUUUUUAAUACAUACUGGAUAUAAUUGUGGCCAUUGUGUGAUGCAGGUGCUUCCAUCAGUCUUUAAAAAGAAAUUACUGUCACAUUUUUUUUUAAUGCCUGCAGCACCUGGUAUUCAUUCCUAGGUGGUCUCCCAUCCAAGUACUAACCAGGCCUGACCCUGCUUAGCUUCAAAGAUCAGAUGAGAUCAGACACAUUCAGGGUGGUGUGGCCGUAGUACUGUCACAUUUUGAUAGUAAAUUUCAAAAAAAAAAAAAAUUACUUUACCUUAGAGGAAGAUAAUUACACUUCAGAAUGGCGAUUCAGUUAAAACUCUUCCAGUUUGCCAUCUUAAUGUAGCUCCUGUACAGGCCGUUUAUUCCUUCUUCCCUUCUCUGAAUGUUAAAUGCAUUGACGACAUGCUAUUCAUCCCAGUUAGUGUUUGUGAACCUCUGGCACCAUCGCUGUUUUCUAAACCUGUCUUCUAGUUCUUGGCAUUCGGAUGCCACUUCAUUGUGGUAUGAGGAGACAGUCUAAGGUGGGUCUUUUUUUAAACUUUCUUUUUUGAAAAUACUUUUUAAACUAAAUCUACUGGUUAGAUUUAUUGACUCACAAAAAUGUUUUUAGAGAUUAUUUUGUUCAUAAAUGUUUUUUGUCAUGCUGAUGAUCAACUGAUUUGUGUCUUCAAAUGUUGACCUAUCACAGUAUUUUUUCAAUAUAGAUUCUAUUUACCAAGUGACCAUUUUAGUGUUUUUAAGAGGUACUGAGGAUGGAGAUAUGUAAAUCAGGUGACAUAAACAUGAAAAUUAUGUGCCUAAAUAUUUUUGUAAAGGUGUCAAAUAAAUACUUUUUCCUGAA
This is a messenger RNA of Pteropus alecto (black flying fox), 7667 nucleotides long. RefSeq names its product solute carrier family 35 member D1 (gene SLC35D1). NCBI's taxonomy places the organism in Eukaryota, Metazoa, Chordata, Mammalia, Chiroptera, Pteropodidae. The record is from RefSeq and is a predicted model, not a curated record. Gene Ontology annotation, molecular function: GDP-fucose transmembrane transporter activity; antiporter activity. Gene Ontology annotation, cellular component: Golgi apparatus. Bases 858 to 2150 code for a protein of 430 amino acids. The transcript has 12 exons.